UUCAGAGCAUUUCAUGGUACAGGGCAAGCAAGAGUGUCACUACACCAAUGGCUCCCGCCGGGUGAGGUAUCUGGACCGGGAGAUCUGGAACCAGGAGCAGUUCAUUCACUUCGACAGUGAUGAGGGCAGGUGGGUGGCCGACACAGAGCUGGGCGAGCCUUAUGCCAGGUACUGGAACAGCCAGAAGGACGUACUGGAGUACAGACAGGGCUCAGUGAACACAUUCUGCCGACACGACUACCAGGCGAUCACACCUUAUUCAGUGGCCAGAACAGGUGCGUCCCUGGAGACUGGGGCAGUGUUUGGUGGUCGUGAGGACAAGUAACUGCAGGGGAGACUUUCCCAUGCCCCCCUCCCCACUUCUAUCCCCACUAGUGGUCAGAGACAGCUGCCUCCAUGCAUGCAAGCAGGGCAGAGGCAGAGCUGCUCCCACAGGAGGAAGGGCAAAGGAAGGGGGCUCAUUUGAUGUGGGAAGGGCCAAAGGAUCACAUGGAUCCA
Alligator mississippiensis (American alligator) is the source of this 498-nucleotide messenger RNA. RefSeq names its product HLA class II histocompatibility antigen, DRB1 beta chain-like. NCBI's taxonomy places the organism in Eukaryota, Metazoa, Chordata, Crocodylia, Alligatoridae. The record is from RefSeq and is a predicted model, not a curated record. Bases 14 to 325 code for a protein of 103 amino acids. The transcript has a single exon. Gene Ontology annotation, cellular component: MHC class II protein complex; membrane. Gene Ontology annotation, biological process: antigen processing and presentation; immune response.